Molecule: messenger RNA, 3759 nt
Organism: Clarias gariepinus (North African catfish)
Lineage: Eukaryota; Metazoa; Chordata; Actinopteri; Siluriformes; Clariidae
Product: transcription factor E2F3-like
Exons: 7
Coding region: 618-1856 (412 amino acids)
Biological process (GO): regulation of transcription by RNA polymerase II
Cellular component (GO): RNA polymerase II transcription regulator complex
Molecular function (GO): DNA-binding transcription factor activity, RNA polymerase II-specific; RNA polymerase II cis-regulatory region sequence-specific DNA binding; protein dimerization activity
Source: RefSeq, a predicted model, not a curated record
AUACUUUUUAUUAUUUAAGACCAAUAAAGUGAACUUUUCUGGAGGUUCUUGUUGAGAUCAUGAACGGUUUGAUGUGGAUGUUUAUCGCUUCCGUCUCUGUGUUUAUCUUUCUUCCGCCUCGGGUCUGUGACGUCACCGUACGCGUGCUGCCACCGACCAAUCAGACUCCGGCGCGCACGGCCCCUCCUCUCCUUCCUCGCUGCUCGUCAACGUCGCGGAGCGCUAGUGGCUGAGAGAAGGGCCGGAGGGCGUGGCUCAGAUGUAAAGCGACCAAUCCUGCGCAAGAUGCAAAUCGGGUUUGAAGUGUCGCGCGGGAGAUCUGAGUUUCGCGCGCCCGAGUCCCCGCCAGCUUCCUGGCGCCAUUCUCCCUCCGUCCAGCGCGCGGCGCAGCGGCCCCCGAGCUCGGCGCUAACUUCUUAAAUCCGAGCCAUCUGCGCGUUUAUCGGUCUAAUAUCACCCGGAGCGCGGCCAGGGCGGCAGGGCACGGGCUCAUCGUUCAUGCCAGGGCAGUAUUUCCUGCAUUAAAGCAGCGCAUCGGGGUGAAAAACUCGGUCGGAAGAGAGAAAGAGAAGCGCCACACACACACACACACACACAGAGGAGGCGCGUUGGAGACGAUGAGAAGAGCGAUCUCAGCCGCGGCCCCGGACAGUCUGAUCAUUACCGGGGUCGGUGCGAACACACACACCACCACCUACAUCCACAUCAUCACCCCGCCGCCGCUGCCCGCACCGCCGCCGCGCCUCACACACACUCCCGCCGCCGCCGUGUGUGUGUCCGAGUCUCCGGCCGCGAGCCUCUACACCACCCCCACCGGCACCGGACAGAGCGGACAGAGACCUGCGCUGGGACGGCCUCCGGCGAAGAGGCGCUUGGCUCUCGAUGACUCGGAUCACGUCUACACAAGUGAAGUAGCGAAAACCCCCAAGACCCAGAAUGGAGGCCCGCUGGCUGUGCUGAAGGGCAACAAAACUCCCAAGUCUCCGUCAGAGAAGACUCGCUACGACACGUCCCUGGGCCUCCUGACGAAGAAGUUCGUGCAGCUGUUGGGCCAGUCAUCAGACGGCGUGGUGGAUCUCAACCAGGCGGCCGAGGCACUCAACGUCCAGAAGCGACGUCUCUAUGACAUCACCAACGUCCUGGAGGGGGUGCACCUCAUCAAGAAAAAGUCCAAAAACAACAUACAGUGGAUGGGCUGUAACCUUUCGGAGGUUGGUGGAGUCCUGAACCAUAAACAGACUUUAAGCAGCGAAGUGGCUCAGCUGGUGCAGGAGGAACGCAAACUCGAUGAGCUGAUCCAAAGAUGCACGCAAGACGUCAAGCAGAUGACGGAGUCAACGCAGAGUCAGAAAUUUGCUUAUGUAACGUAUCAAGACCUCAGACGGGACCAGAGUCUGAAAGAUCAGACGGUUAUUGUCGUCAGAGCUCCGUCUGAGACCAAGUUAGAGGUGCCCGAUCCACAAGAGGGCUUGCAGGUUCACCUCACCAGUACAAAAGGGCCAAUAGAUGUCUUUUUGUGUCCUGAUGAGAACACCCCCGACAGUCCAGUGAAGAAUCAGACUGCGAGUUCGAAUGAAAACUCGUCUUCUUUUGUGAAAGUUUUAGAAGAUGGCAACUCCAGUCGUUCAGGCCCAGCAGUGACGGUUACCAACCUGUCGCCUAUUACAUCCACCUACACCAGCUUGCUGCAACAAACUGAGGAUCAGAACCCAUACUCCGAAUCGCCCUUCAUCAGCCUGGGCUCGCCACCGCUUAGUGAUGACUACCUCAUGAGCCUGGGAGAAGGAGAGGGCAUUUCUGAUCUCUUCGAUGACCUUGACCGACUCCCCAAUCUGGAUGAUCUUCUAUGCAACUAAAUCGGACCUCUUGGACCGACGGAAGCGUGCGGAUUUGAUUCAGUAUAUGUCCUUGAUUCUGGAGUCUGGUAAGGUGCAUCCUGAAUUAAGAGACACUUGGUCUACACAAUGGUCUACUCACUUCCAGCCUAAAGGUUCCUUGAAGAACCCAGGUGUUACUUGAGUUAACAUUUUCCAUUCAAUCAAGAAAGUAAAGAUUAUAUUGAGGACCACUGCUUCAGUGAUGCACCUAAUGCAGGGUGGAUCUCGAAGCUUGUCCUCUAUAACUGCCUCAGGAUUCUCCAUCAUGGAUCUCAAUCCUGGAUGAAGAGAAAAGGGGAACCCAUCAUUGUUCCUACACCACUUGGAGAUAAAGCUUUCGGUUUUCCCAUCGAACUGGGACUUUUUAUACCCUGUUUUGCAACUUUGUGCUCUUGCUAACCAAGAUCUUCCAACUUGGAGAAGCCUUGAAUUGGAAGUUGGAGAACAUCUCUUUACUUCCUUGUCUCUCCUUCAGCAUGUAGGUCCUCCUUUCCAAAAUUUAACGAAUAACAUUUGACUUUGGAUAGUUCCUGGAUUGUUUUUUUUUUUAUCUCCUCAGUAUUGAUUGAGGACGUAUCAUUUAAUUUUCAUUGAUUGAGGACGUUGACUUCUGCAUUUCAUCAUACCUGAAGGUGAACAUGACCUCCCGGUAAAGACCCAGGUGAAUGGGUCCAUGGAAUAAAUCAGGUUCUGUGUAGAACUACACAGCAACGCCUACAUCACGUUCUGCUGUCUGUUUCGUUCCCAUGGCGAUGGGAUAUGAGCAGACAUGAUUCAUGAGCUGCUCUUUAUUGCAUCAGUGCUGCUGCAGGUUCCUUACACUCCCUCGUGUGAGGAAUCACUUCAUUGUUCGCAUCAACGCGUAACGAUGAAGUAUAAAUUUGUCCAAUUUAGCCUUGAUCCAAAGGUCUUCAGAGACCAAAGGGUAAAUUUGUGAUGCCACUGAAAGGGUCUCCGACUGAUUUGGAGUUCAGAUGGAUUUGAGGAUAAACAUCUGUCCCAGUGGUGGGUUUUAUUUCAGUUUUGGAAGUGCACUUUAGAACUCUUUAGCAUGGAUGUAUGUUUACCAAGCGGUCAUCCUAGCAGAAAUGAUUUUUAGACGUUUUUAUGAAUUGAAUUUGUUGCUUUGGGGAAUUAGUUUUUUUACAAGAACUGACCGAUAUUCGCAUGUUUUUACAUGAAGGCCCGGUGUCCUUGAAUUAGAAGCCUUUUGUUAUGUACAAGUAGUACGGUACAUAAAAAAAUUUAAGAAAAACUUCACAUUUGGACUUCUCUAUGUCCCCUCCUAAUUAUCAGACAGCAUUUGGUGUCUGAUCUUCAGGUUACGAAAUCUCUAGGAGAACCAGGAUGACGUCUCCACUGAAACACACCUACCCAAAUUCUAAACUCUAACAGAUUAUAUUGAAAGUUUUAAAACUCCCAAAUAAAAGUUGUUAGCUGAAUUAACUAAAUUAAAUUUUUUCCUUUCUAUUUUUUGAGAAGUAGUGUUUGAAACGUUCUCGCCUGUACUGAGUGGUCUGAAACUUUGCCUUUGUGUUAAGGGGAAACUCUGUUGUGUGACCUAUUGAUUCUUUUAAGUAUGUUCUUGAUAAGUUAAUGUUUUUCCAUGUGUCGUGUACCAUGCUAGAAUAAUUCCACAAAGAUCUUAAUCAACAUAUAGUACAAUAAUAAUUCAGUUCAGCUAAUGUCAGCCAGUGGAUACAGUAUCACUGAUAUUGGGCCAAAUUCUGCUUGUUUAUUCUGAUCACUAGGUAAUAAACCUACAUUACAAACAUGUUACUUUAAGAUUUCAAUAUUUUGCAAUUAAAAAAAAAUUAUUUUCUGUACCAUUUACAGAAGUACAGUAUUUUUAUCAUUAAUUGCAAUUAAAGUGAUAUUUGCA